Molecule: messenger RNA, 1696 nt
Organism: Octodon degus (degu)
Lineage: Eukaryota; Metazoa; Chordata; Mammalia; Rodentia; Octodontidae
Gene: Acp1
Product: acid phosphatase 1
Exons: 6
Coding region: 68-544 (158 amino acids)
Biological process (GO): protein dephosphorylation
Cellular component (GO): cytoplasm
Molecular function (GO): acid phosphatase activity; non-membrane spanning protein tyrosine phosphatase activity
Source: RefSeq, a predicted model, not a curated record
GGCGCAUGCGCUGCGUCGGGACGCGACAGACGCGGUCACUGGGCGCCAGCGACUGCGGCGCGUGAACAUGGCUGAAUCCGGACCGAAGUCGGUGCUGUUCGUGUGUCUGGGUAACAUUUGCCGGUCGCCCAUUGCAGAAGCAGUAUUCAGAAAACUUGUAACUGAUCAAAACAUUUCAGAUAAUUGGGCCAUUGACAGCGGCGCUGUUUCCGACUGGAACGUGGGCCGGGCUCCAGACCCAAGAGCUGUGAGCUGCCUAAGAAAUCAUGGCAUUAGUACAGACCAUAAGGCAAGACAGGUCACGAAAGAGGACUUCGCAACAUUCGACUAUAUCCUGUGUAUGGACGAAAGCAAUCUGAGAGAUUUGAAUAGAAAAAGUAAUCAAGUUAAAAACUGCAAAGCUAAAAUUGAACUGCUUGGGAGCUAUGAUCCACAGAAACAGCUCAUCAUUGAAGAUCCCUAUUAUGGGAACGAGUCUGACUUCGAGCUGGUGUAUCAGCAGUGCCUCCGGUGUUGCAGAGCCUUCCUGGAGAAGGCCUGCUAGGGCUGGCCCCGCUGUGGCUUGCAUUCAUCCAUCCCAGCUCUGCCCUUGCCUGUGCUCAAGCCCCAGUCCCCAACUGUUUCUCUACCUGACUUUACUGUUUCCUUUUUAAAAAAUAAUUGUAGGUGCAGAUCUGCUGUAUUUGCAGAAGAAUAAAUAAAUAUGCUUGAUUUGGUAUUAAAGAGUAUAAUAAAUAUUCUUAGACUAGUUGAACAUCCCACUUCAUCCUGUUUACAGAGCAGUGAAACACGCACAUACAGAAUAGCAACAUAGAGCACAGUGGAGCAAGAAUGACCCAAGGCACAUGUCAGCCUCGUAGCCCAGGAGGACCUGGACAGUUUGUGCUACCUCAAGGGAGGGUAUGGACGCUGCCCUCUGCUCUGCUGUGACCUCUCCUCCCGGGCCCCACCCGCGUCACAGCAGCCCAUCCGCAGCAGCUCUUCACCGACAUCAGCAGUGCUUUAGCUCAUGCACAUUCAUGAUGCACAGUGUAUGCGUGUGAUCAGAAAAUGCAGUCAGUGGCCCUGGAGAGGAAGGCACCAUGAACUCUUCGCAGAAGCUACCCUCUUGCUCUGCACAUGUUUGUCCCAUUGGUCCUGUCACUUCUGCAGCUCUGAAGUCAUCUUUCCUGCAUAUCUGUAGUCGGGCUGUCCUGGCGGCCUUGAUAUCCUGAAUCAAUGGAAAUUUUUUCCUUUCACAGUCAUUUUGAGUUUGGGGUGAACCACAGAUCACAGGGUGCCAGGCUGGGUGUGUAAGGUAGAUAAGUACACACUCCUGGCUCUAGGAGCUGCCUUUACACUGGAUGACACUCAGUGGCAGCAUCACUGUAGCUUUGAUCACACUUUGUAAGGACAUGAAAGAGGAUUUGCAGAACUGCUUCAGAAAGGGGCAGGACUUUGGGAGAAGAGCGUUUGAAGCUAUAGAGAGUAUUUUUAAGGGGAUUCGUGGGAGUAUGUCUUACUGUAAUUUUUUCUUUAAACAUUCACUGUAUUUUGAUCAUACCUCCUUCAUUUAAGAUACAAAAGGUAUUAGUAGAAUUGUUGGUUUAAUACCUGUUGGUAUUGUCCAGUUUAUUUAAUGAGAUCUGCUUAUUUGCUCCCAUUUAUUUUAUUUUUUAUUUUUAUUUUUUGGCGGAGCUGGGGAUUGAACUCAGAU